CAGGAACACCUUCGCAUCCUGGCAGGCAUCUGGGAGAGUAAACAAGGAGCAGCCAUGGAGAAGAGUUACGUGUCCAUAUUCUUGCUGCUCAUUGUCAUCUCCUGUGCUCUGGCAAAGGAUGCAGGCAAGAAGGAUUCAAAGGACACUGCUGCUAAGCCAAAACUGCCUCAGACACUCUCCAGAGGCUGGGGAGACCAGCUCAUCUGGACGCAGACCUACGAGGAGGCGCUUUUCCGGGCCAAGCACAGCCAGAAACCCCUGAUGAUUAUCCACCACUUGGAAGACUGCCCACACAGCCAAGCCCUCAAGAAGGUCUUUGCUGAACACAAAGAUAUACAGAACCUGGCUGAAAAAUUCAUUCUCCUGAACCUUGUGUAUGAAACCACAGACAAGAACCUUGCACCUGAUGGCCAGUAUGUCCCUCGGGUUUUGUUCAUAGAUCCUUCCCUGACUGUGAGAGCAGAUAUUACUGGAAGAUACUCAAACCGUCUCUAUGCAUAUGAGCCCUCUGACAUUUCGUUGUUGUAUUCAAAUAUGCAGAAAGCGCUGAAGCUCCUGAAGACUGAACUGUAAGAGGAAGAAGAAAGCCCUUAAAUAUUAUGAAGUCUUAUCUUCCAUCUCUUCUCCACACCUUGAUACUGGUGAAGAGACUAUUUAGAGUGGUAUUUAGUGAUGUGUAGUGAUGGUUUCAAUACAUAAACACUACAGUUUUACAUUAGCACUUUUGUCCUGGGCAGCAUUUUUAAAAGUUGGAGGCUUUUAUUUUAAGGCGUACAGAAGAAUACUGUAUGAUUCAACUGUAAAAAUGAUUUUUUUAAAAAUAAAUUCAUUUCAAGUGUUUACAUACAAAACAUUGCUGUGUUUCCAAUUUUUUCCCUUAUCUUCAUCUACCAUUAUUAGAAAUAGUAAAAUCAUUGUGCUGCUUGAGCCCACAGCUUGCAUUUUACAUUCAAACACUUUGGGAAGAAAAAGGCUGCUGUGGGUCAAUCCCAGCCAGCAGCCCAGCCCCAUACAGCUACUUGUUCUCUCACUCCACUCCAGUGAGAUGGGAAAGAGAAUCAGAAGAUUAAAAGUGAGAAAACUCAUGGAUUUGGAUAAAGACAGUUUAAUAGGUAAAGCAAAAGCUGUGGGCACAAGCAGAGCAAAACACAGGAUGAAUUCACUGCUUCCCACAGGCAGGCAAGUGUUCAGCCACCUCCAGGA
Messenger RNA from Vidua macroura (Pin-tailed whydah), 1203 nucleotides. RefSeq names its product anterior gradient 2, protein disulphide isomerase family member (gene AGR2). The transcript is spliced from 8 exons. NCBI's taxonomy places the organism in Eukaryota, Metazoa, Chordata, Aves, Passeriformes, Viduidae. Gene Ontology annotation, cellular component: endoplasmic reticulum. Gene Ontology annotation, molecular function: dystroglycan binding. Bases 55 to 573 code for a protein of 172 amino acids. The record is from RefSeq and is a predicted model, not a curated record.